This is a messenger RNA of Paramecium tetraurelia, 630 nucleotides long. RefSeq lists its product as uncharacterized. The transcript has a single exon. Lineage: Eukaryota; Ciliophora; Oligohymenophorea; Peniculida; Parameciidae. The record is from RefSeq and is a predicted model, not a curated record.
AUGGGAAACAUAAUUGAAAACGAACAAUUUAAAACCAAUCUUUAACAAUUACUCUAAAACAAGAAAUUUAAAAGAACUCUCAAAGUUAUUUAUAAGGAAAAGUAAGGCCAAUUAUUAGGUGUACAAUCCUGUGAAAUUAUAGACCAUUUUCAUACAAUUAGACAACGUUUGGACUCAGGACACAGGACACUUUGGGAUUCUUUUGAACACAAUUGCAAAAUUAUUUUAGAUUUAGAAGACAGAAAAAGAUGGUUCCAUUAAUGCAAAAUUUGUAGUACUAAGAUGGAAUAAGAGAAAGGUGGUUUGUAUUGUAUAAAUUGCAAAUAAAAUACUGAAUAUAAACUUGCUUUCUGUCUCAGAGCAAAGAUCAUUGAUGCGAAUUCUUAAGAUAGCUAUGAUGCAAUCAUGUUCGAAGAAGCUUCACAAUAUUUAAGUCUUAAUGGUAAAAAGAUUUCUGUGAAAACUUUCUCAAAUUUGAAUCUAAAUUCCUAAAAUACUAUACUUGAGGAUGCAAAUCAGUAAAAAUCAGACAUCAUACAUUUGCUUUAAUUAUAACAUAUUUCAAAAACAGAUGACUUUAAAAUUAAAAAAAUUAUGCCUUAGAAAACAGAACGAUAAAGUCAGAAAUGA